This is a messenger RNA of Phoenix dactylifera (date palm), 3131 nucleotides long. RefSeq names its product putative mannose-1-phosphate guanylyltransferase 1. Gene Ontology annotation, molecular function: GTP binding; mannose-1-phosphate guanylyltransferase (GTP) activity. The record is from RefSeq and is a predicted model, not a curated record. Gene Ontology annotation, biological process: GDP-mannose biosynthetic process. Lineage: Eukaryota; Viridiplantae; Streptophyta; Magnoliopsida; Arecales; Arecaceae.
CAGCGGGAUCUCCCUCCGGGAUUCGCUUUCUGAAACUUCUUGCGAGCCUGAGCACGGAGCUGCUCUCCCUUUUCUUUUUUUUUUCCCUUUUUCUCGCUCGAAGGGUGUAUAGAAGAUAAGGAGGCAGGGAUUGGAACUCGCCGGGAUUCGCGUCCUCUAGUCGGAAUCUGACCAAAAUCUUGUUUCCGGUCUUCCGACAUCUGGAGGCGUCUUCCUGUCUCGGUCCGGGCCCUUCGAGUUGGAUCUCCGGGUGGAUGCGGCAAUGUGGCCUGGGAGUUGUUCGAUUAUUCGAGGAAAAUGAUUAAAGUUUUAAUCUUUAUGCUUCUGUUGUUCGACUAGGGUUUCCACACCUGUUAGGAAGCUUUUUUUUAUAAUAAUAAUAAUAAUUUAAGUGUUUUUUCAUAUAAUUUUGAUGAACUUGCCUUUUUUUUUUAAAAAAAAAAACUACCCAAAAAUUUACAAUCUUGAGAAUUUUGUUUACCUUUAUGUGCUUCAGUUGAAUACUAGCCAACUUACUUGACUUAUAGAGCUUAUUUGCGUCUCUACUACAAAAAAGUCCAUUUUGGAGCUCCUUUUAAGUGCCAGUUUUUUUUUUUUUUUUUUAAUAGAUUUGGUGAAAUCUGCUCUUUUCCCGCCCUUUCUUUUAUGAUCUUUUGAUUUAGUUGAAUAUCAACCGUAUUUUUCUCCACUUAGAGUCUCUAGUUUCUGAUUUCCAACAGCUAAGAUGAUUUCAUUCUAUUAUAACAAAGUCUCUUCUCAGUUCCUUUCUCUAGGUCUGAUUGCAAAUACAUGAUUUCAUUCUGUUACCCUACUCUUGUCUUAUGCUAUUCCUUUUUUUUUUCUUGUAAAUCUUUUCUGCAUUGUUGAGUUCUUCCCCUUCUCUUCAUCUUGCUAGAAUUAUGCUUAGGAUAUUAACCGAGAUUCUUUUAGAAUUUUGACCCAAUCAUUAGAGUACUGAAUUAUGAAUAUCAAAGAAAUAACUCUAAAUGAUUACAAUCCAUUUCCUUUCUUCCUUUCAAGGAAAGCAUAAUUACAACAUGAUUCGUAGUCUUUUGAAAGGAUUCUGGAGGACUUUCCUUUCUGUUAUGCAUACUUCUUAGGAAUAGCCAACAAAAGAGAAUUCAUAAGACCAACCCUAUAAUAAAGCUUUAUGCUUCAGGUUGUGGUUGUGCUUCACUUCAAAGAGUUGAAAGAAACAAUUGUUUUCUCAAAGAAAAAAAAAGGCUCUAAUAAGAGUUAAAAUGAAGUAUCUUUUACCAGUGGCUUAAUUUGUUUAUUGGGAACUUCAAUGGUUCGGCUUUCUUGCAUUGAUGAAUGCAGCCUGUGAUCAAAAAAAGGAAACAACACAAGAAAAACAGGACCAUUGAAAACACAAAGGGCGAGAUCAUAUUAGCUGGAAUUUGGAGCUUCAUUCCAAGUAGAACGUAACGACAGUUUUCACCUAAACCCUACCGAUUUUUAUGCUUCGAGCGACACCUGCACAAUCUUUUUUCUUUCCACACUGCCCGACCGCAGAUUUCAGUUCCUGUGGUUUCUUCCUUGCAUGUCAAGACACUAUGAUCUUGUCGCUUUCUUGGUGCUUGGAAGGAAUUUUUCUGAGCGGAGUGGAUGCCAGGCUGGUCACAUCAAUAGCUUUUCAGAGUCCUUUAUGAACAAAGUGGCAAUCACUCUCCAUUCACAGAUGCAAAUAUAGAGUUCCAUAAAGUAGAAUACUGUGACUUCUUCUCAGGUUUCAGGUUUGGUUUGCUUCGUGGUAUUGAUUUCUACCAUUUAAUCAAAAGGGGAAGAAGGGAGCAGCCAACAAUGAAGGCACUCAUCCUUGUUGGAGGUUUUGGUACCCGAUUGCGGCCUUUGACACUCAGUGUCCCAAAGCCUCUCGUUGAUUUUGCCAACAAGCCCAUGAUCCUGCAUCAGAUUGAAGCUUUGAAAGAGGUUGGAGUGACAGAAGUUGUUUUGGCCAUCAAUUAUCAACCAGAGGUAAUGCUCAACUUUUUAAAGGAUUUUGAGAGCAAGCUUGAUAUCAAGAUUACCUGCUCCCAAGAGACAGAGCCAUUAGGAACAGCUGGUCCCCUGGCUCUAGCCAGAGACAAGCUAAUAGAUGGUUCUGGGGAACCCUUCUUUGUCCUCAACAGUGAUGUCAUCAGUGAAUAUCCAUUUGCUGAGCUGAUUAAGUUCCACAAAGCGCAUGGCGGAGAGGCUACAAUUAUGGUAACCAAGGUUGAUGAGCCAUCCAAGUACGGUGUUGUGGUUAUGGAGGAGGAAACUGGAAAGGUUGAUAGAUUUGUAGAGAAGCCAAAAAUAUUUGUGGGCAACAAGAUCAAUGCCGGGAUCUACUUGUUGAAUCCGUCUGUCUUAGACCGCAUUGAACUGAAGCCCACCUCAAUCGAGAAAGAGGUUUUCCCAAAAAUUGCAGCAGAUCAAAAGCUCUAUGCCAUGGUCCUGCCUGGUUUCUGGAUGGAUAUAGGACAGCCAAGGGACUACAUCACAGGCCUGAGGCUCUAUCUGGAUUCUCUUCGCAAGAAAUCUCCCUAUAAACUAGCUGUUGGCCCACACAUUGUGGGAAAUGUUUUGGUGCAUGAGAGUGCUGUGAUCGGAGAGGGGUGCCUGAUCGGACCAGAUGUUGCGAUUGGACCAGGGUGCGUUCUGGAGUCUGGAGUAAGGCUGUCAAGGAGCACGGUGAUGCGAGGAGUUCGGAUUAAAAAGCACGCAUGCAUCUCUAGCAGCAUUAUUGGGUGGCAUUGCACUGUCGGACGGUGGGCACGGGUUGAAAACAUGACUAUCCUUGGGGAGGAUGUGCACGUCUGCGAUGAGAUAUACAGCAAUGGAGGUGUCGUGCUCCCUCACAAAGAGAUCAAAUCAAGCAUCCUAAAGCCUGAGAUCGUCAUGUGAGCAUGGAAAACUGGAGUGGUUUGGGUUGCAAUUAGAGCUAUAGUUGUGUUAUGUUCCUGUUCUUUUCUUAUUAUUUCUGUCUCUAGCUGCAAGUGUAUGGCUAUUUUGCUGUCUGUCAGUUUAUAAGCGUCUAUGUAUGCUUUGUUCCAGUGCUGGGCUCAUGAAAGUUUGUAGUCUGGGUGUGUGGAUAUAAAUUUCUCCAUUGGACAUGGAAAGUUAAAGAGUUUUAUUCUGUGAUAAAA